AUGGCCAAGGGUGACGUUAACCAGGCCGAGAAGUCCGUCUUCGGCAUGCCCGGAUUCGUCGUCGACUUCCUCAUGGGUGGUGUUUCCGCUGCCGUCUCCAAGACUGCUGCUGCCCCCAUCGAGCGUAUCAAGCUCCUUGUCCAGAACCAGGAUGAGAUGAUCCGUGCUGGCCGUCUCGACCGCAAGUACAACGGUAUCGUCGACUGCUUCCGUCGUACCGCCCAGGCUGAGGGUGUUAUGUCCCUGUGGCGUGGUAACACUGCCAACGUCAUCCGUUACUUCCCUACCCAGGCUCUGAACUUCGCUUUCCGUGACACCUACAAGUCGAUGUUCGCCUACAAGAAGGAGCGUGAUGGAUACGCCAAGUGGAUGAUGGGUAACCUUGCCUCCGGUGGUGCUGCUGGUGCCACUUCCCUCCUCUUCGUCUACUCCCUCGACUACGCUCGUACCCGUCUUGCCAACGACGCCAAGUCCGCCAAGGGUGGUGGUGAGCGCCAGUUCAACGGUCUCGUUGAUGUCUACCGCAAGACCCUCGCUUCCGACGGUAUUGCCGGUCUCUACCGUGGUUUCGGUCCCUCCGUUCUUGGUAUUGUUGUCUACCGUGGUCUGUACUUCGGCAUGUACGACUCCAUCAAGCCUGUUGUCCUGGUUGGUUCUCUUGAGGGUAGCUUCCUUGCUUCCUUCCUGCUCGGCUGGACUGUCACCACUGGUGCUGGUAUUGCUUCUUACCCUCUUGACACCAUCCGUCGUCGUAUGAUGAUGACCUCCGGUGAGGCCGUCAAGUACAAGUCCUCCAUGGAUGCUGCUCGCCAGAUCGUCGCCAGGGAGGGUGUCAAGUCUCUCUUCAAGGGUGCUGGUGCUAACAUCCUCCGUGGUGUUGCCGGUGCUGGUGUCCUGUCCAUCUACGACCAGGUUCAGCUCAUCCUCUUCGGCAAGAAGUUCAAGGGUGGCUCUGGCUAA
Aspergillus lentulus is the source of this 960-nucleotide messenger RNA. Its product is annotated as putative mitochondrial ADP,ATP carrier protein (Ant). Gene Ontology annotation, cellular component: mitochondrial inner membrane. Gene Ontology annotation, molecular function: ATP:ADP antiporter activity. Lineage: Eukaryota; Fungi; Ascomycota; Eurotiomycetes; Eurotiales; Aspergillaceae. The record is from RefSeq and is a predicted model, not a curated record. Gene Ontology annotation, biological process: mitochondrial ADP transmembrane transport; mitochondrial ATP transmembrane transport.